Messenger RNA from Chenopodium quinoa (quinoa), 804 nucleotides. RefSeq lists its product as uncharacterized. Bases 1 to 804 code for a protein of 267 amino acids. The record is from RefSeq and is a predicted model, not a curated record. Gene Ontology annotation, molecular function: nucleic acid binding; zinc ion binding. The transcript has a single exon. NCBI's taxonomy places the organism in Eukaryota, Viridiplantae, Streptophyta, Magnoliopsida, Caryophyllales, Amaranthaceae.
AUGGUUGAAGAUCCCAAAGAAUUGUGGGAUUGCCUUAAUGAAAGAUUUGGACACCACAAAAGGGUGCUCCUUCCUAAGGCAUUAUUUGACUGGACAAAUUUAUGGUUCCAGGAUUUCAAAUCUGUAAUCAAUUACAAUUCAACCAUACAUGAGAUAGUAUCUAUAUUGAGAUACUUUGAUCAUCCAGUCACCGAUGAACAGAUGAUUGAAAAAACACUCACUACCUUUCAUGCAAGCAACAUACUGUUGCAAGAACAAUAUCGUGAAAGAGGUUUCAAAAGGUUUAAUGAAUUAAUGAGUGUAUUGCUUGUUGCGGAACAAAAUAGUGAUCUUUUGUUGAAAAAUCAUAAUCUUAGACCAACUGGGUCUUUGGCCACUCAUCAUGAGGCAAAUGCAACAAGUUCUUAUCCACCCGAGGCAAAUGCUACACGAAGAAGUGGACGUGGAAAUUAUUGCGGACGAGGCCGAGGACGUGGUAGAAAUAAUUUUCAAAGAAACAGUAAUUUCAAAAAUUCUGAAAAACUGAAGGGACAGUCAUCUGGAAGCCAAAAACAAACUCCUUCAAAAGGAAAAGACACAUGUUACAGAUGUGGCAUGACAGGGCAUUGGGGACGUACUUGUCGUACGACCAAACAUUUGGUAGACCUUUACCAGGCAUCUAUAAAAGGCAAAGAGAAAAAUGCAGAAGCAAAUUAUGAUAAUGAAGAAAAUGCUCCAUGUCCUACCCUUGAUGUGUCCGAUUUUUUCAUGGACAAUGUUGAAAUUGGAAAUGAUUUCAUCUUUGGAGAAAAUAACAAUGCUUAG